Messenger RNA from Melanotaenia boesemani (Boeseman's rainbowfish), 1918 nucleotides. RefSeq lists its product as uncharacterized. The coding region runs from base 114 to 731 and encodes 205 amino acids. The transcript has 7 exons. Lineage: Eukaryota; Metazoa; Chordata; Actinopteri; Atheriniformes; Melanotaeniidae. The record is from RefSeq and is a predicted model, not a curated record. Gene Ontology annotation, cellular component: membrane.
GAAAUCUCAAAUUUCCACACUUCCUCUUUCCACACACAUUCCCUUCCCGUUAUCUUUCACACUGCCUUACUACAUGAAAAUCGUGCCAGACACAACUGCAUAAAAUAUCUUCAAUGGAGGACACCGAGCCUACAGCUACAGAGAGGGUAACUGGAAAAUGUAGUAAUCAGGACACAGACAACCCUGUGCUGAUGAACAGCAAGCCCCUGCAUCGCUUUGUCCAAAGAGAGCCCAGAAGUCUUGGGAUUGUCGUUCUGAUGUUUGGCUGUGCUGAGUUAAUGAUGGGAUUUCUGUUUGCUGGUGACAACACAGAUACCUCUUACAAAAUCUAUGUCCCCUUCUGGCUGGGAGCGCUGUUUCUUGUCUGUGGAAUCCUAUCAAUCUACACUGAGUUACAUCCAUCCAAAAAGAUGGUGACUGUAUGUCUGGCCAUGUAUGUGGUUUCCAUCCUGGGAAUCAUAGUCUCUGUUGGCUACAGGCUACACUGCUUGGGGCACUAUGCCUCCUACCUCUCAUACAGGGGACUAUACGAGGAUGAAAAGGAAAGUGGGGAAUACCAAGUGUUGGUACAACUUUUAUGUGCUGAAAGCAUAUUGUUCAUAUCCUCCCUGUGUGUGUCAGGAAUUCUCAUUUUCUUGUGUAUUUUUGCACGCUUUGCCUUAAAAUCCACACACACUCAGGUCAUUGUCCAGCACAUUCCACUGCCACGAACUGAUACAACAGCAAACUGAGACUGACUUUUAACAGCAUUAAUAUGUAUUAACCUACACUGUUUUUACUGCAGUUCUUGUAUCCUGUGAAAGAUUUUUCAUAUGCACUACUCACAAUAAGUUAGAGAUAUUUAGCUUUUAUGCACUUUAAGCUUAACAGGUGAUCUUAAUUUGACCUUCUGCAAACGCAUGACAAACUGUCCAAUGUUUAAGUGCUUAUUGCAGAACAUGCUGUUCUCUAAGAUGACUAAUCACAAAAUAACCCAAACAAAAAAAGUGUCUGAACCAUUAAUCAACCACCAAAUGUUCUGGUUCAAUGGCAACUAGUAUUUAAACAGUCCUCAUCAUUAUACUGUUCACAUUUUGACAUCAUAAAACCAAGAUAACACCUAACACAUGAAAAGUUAUAGAGCCAUUGACAUUUUAUCUUAUAGUGUACCCACCACUAUUAGUUUUUGUUUAAAUAAAUUAUUCUAAAUGAAGGAAUAAUAAUAAAUAUUUCUAAAUGAAGGAAUUACCAUUUUAUGAUUCUACUUAAAUGUCCUACAUUCUUAUUAUAUCAGUGUAGCAUAAAUUUCAUACGAAAGUUGAACGUCCCUAACUUUUUGUGAGUAAUGAAAAAAGUAAUGAAUAAAGAAAAUGUUACACAUUAUGUAAAUGUUAGACUUCCUCUCACUUUGUAUACAGGCUAUACUUACUAAGUGAACGCACUAACCAUUUAUGUUUCUAGUUCUAUGUUUAGGGGUGGGGGGUUGUUUAGUUCUUGUUGGACAUGCUACAUUUUAAAGCAAAUAUAUCUGCUCUACGUUUUACAUUUUCAAAAAAAGGCUAGUUGCUUUUGUUUUCACAAGUGUAAUGGGAAAUAUUGAAUAUUUGCUGCACUGUUUGCUUUUUCAAUAUCUUAAUCAUGUUCAAGCUGCACAGAUCAGUAGCCUUUAGAAACUAUGCUUAUGCUAUGCUUAGAGAUGUAAUCUUGCAUUUCAUGCAAAAGGGAGACUGUGAUGUAAUGCAAUCAAUUUACAGUUCAGCUAGAAUUGUAUGUAAGAGAUUUCUUGGUUGGGGACCUUAACGGGAAAUGUAGCCUACCAGGUAAAUGUAAGACUUGUCAUUUAAUGUACUUGAUCAUGUAAAACAUUUGAUAACAUACUGGUAAAUUUAUUAGCUCAUUUUUUUCUCAGCUACACUAUUAAAUGUCUUUUCUGAUGGCU